This is a messenger RNA of Pyricularia grisea, 3019 nucleotides long. RefSeq lists its product as uncharacterized. NCBI's taxonomy places the organism in Eukaryota, Fungi, Ascomycota, Sordariomycetes, Magnaporthales, Pyriculariaceae. The transcript has 2 exons. The coding region runs from base 1528 to 2841 and encodes 437 amino acids. The record is from RefSeq and is a predicted model, not a curated record.
CCCAGUUUAGCUAGAGGUCAUCGAGCUCCACCAUCGCCAAAUCACAACUUGCCGCCAUCACGGAUCACGGCCUCACAAUUUCGAUACCCCGUCACGUCUGUCUCUUUUGUUUCAAUGCAUCAAUCCUGAUCAACCACCACCACAAACCAUGGGAUUCCAGUGGCGCUUUCCAUCCGAGCCGACAGAAGCGAACUCGACUUCACGCGCGUUACAAGACCCAGAGCUGCAGCAGCAACUGCAGCAGCUCAAGCAGAUUCGAGAAAAGGAACAAAGGCUUUUGCAAGAACGCCGCGAGUCACUCAAUACCUGGUUUGGCCCUCGAUCAUUUAGACAGCUGGGUCUCUUCUUCGCUGGUGCGGGCUUUCUCGCCUGCACCGUCGGCAUCACGCGCCGCGCCGUCCUCCGCAAGCAGGUGGCUGCGGCACCCAAGUUCUUUUCGCCCAGCAAAUACAUCAAACCGGAGCCACGCGUCGAUGCCAAGGGGAACACGACAAAGGUCAUCGAUCCAGAGGCUGAAGGGGGUCCGCUCGCCGUCCAGGCCCUGGGCCUGGCAACAUUGAAUGUCUUUAGUUUUGCCAUAAUGAUGACGGGCGGCCUGAGCUGGGCCUUUGACAUAUCGGGCAUGGACGAUCUGCGCGUCCUGGCAAGGAGGAAGAUUCACACCGGGGAAGGCGAAGCAGAUCCGGGGGGCGAAAAGGAGAUUGAGGACUGGAUGUCCAAUAUGAUGCUAGGCAGCAAGGAUUCAAGUGAUCAAGACACCUCCACAGAUGGUACUGCUACCACGGAGCCGGCACCAUAGGGCAAGCCGAAGCAAGGGCUUGGGCGACUUGGCUGAAAUGCUGCCGAAGCUGCCCACCCACCAUCAACUUUCAGCCGUGACACAAGCUGAAAAAUAAUAUGAGACAAUUCUAUCGAAUCGCACGUCUUCUGGAAGUCACCGGUCAUAUGCAGCUGCAAAUUGGCAAGUGUUGCAAUGACAGCAAGCAGCGGUGAAGGCAGAAGCUUCAACCUUCAUCAUUCAUCAUUCAUACCUAGGCAUCCAUGUCCAUGUCCAGGCCCAGCGAGCCCGGAAGCUUUUGUCCUGCCCUAGUUGCAUGUUAUAAUUGUCGUUAUAUGUAUUGCUUUUCAACAGGGGUCCUACGUCAGGAUUAGAGUCGCACAGAGGGGUUCUUAAUGCGCCAAGAAGACAUCUCAAUCUGUACUCAUUCCGUUUCCCCUUCAUGAAGCUUGCCACAGUCUCGGGACAAUGGCGUUUUUAUUUUUAUUUUUUUAUUCCUCUUCCUUUCUUAUGACACGCGACUCUGGCAUAUACCUACCGGCAUGGAAGGUUGAUAUCCAAUUGCAGCAGUACACGUAGCAACUCUUAGGCACCAGGCGUUUCUUGCCACGGAUUCUCCUACAUAUCCAACUCCUUUCUUAAGCAACGGCACACCGUCGUCUUUGCUGGAGGUGUUUCUCUGAUUUGCCGCCACCAAUUGGCCAAAGACAACUUGCGACAGCAUACUCCGGCAACGUUCAACACUGGCAAUGGGUAAAAUUCCCCGCGGCAGCCAUGCUGCACGCCAAACAUCACAGCCUCCGGCACUACCACCUAUCCCGCAACAACAGCCACGUUUGAUAACGUCCUUACUGAUAUUUGCCGAUUCAGAUGAUGAGGAACGCGAACUUGAGUAUGAUGGACCAGAAAUUCCUGAUGAAUUGAGGAAUAUUCUCGUCGUCCCCAGGAAUCCAAUGCAGCCUGUCUUGACAAGCGCAAAGUUAGUCCUAGACUCGUGGGUGGAGAGAGAAGCACAUCUUACGAACGAGGAUGAAUCUACACACUCCUUUGAUUUCAGUACAGACGAAGGCUCUGACGUUGAACCGGAUAACGCAAAGGCUGUACCGUCUCCUAAAACCCCGCAAAAAUCGUCAUGGAGCCCGUCUCAAGCGUUGAAUGUGCAACCCUUCUUCCCAACUGCGACUGCAUCUACCGCCAUGGAAGAAACGGCCAUGAGUCUCCCUGUUAGCUCAAACUCCGAAUGUACAGCUUGGGAUAUUCCUGCAACAAUGCCGGGGACUUCGUACGGGAUUAUAGGUGCAAAUCCAAGCCAGUCUCGAGAUACUAACCCCCUGGAAACAUCACAAAUGGAUGGUCUGAGUGAAGCAGCCUGGACUCAACCCAUGGAUCUACACAAGCCCACAACUUUGGAGUCUUCGCUUCAGAACUUUAUGCAACUCCCUUUUCAGCAAAUUUCAUCCAUAGAUCCCCUCGACCAGAACAUAUGCUCUAUUGCGGACCAUUUUGCAGAGCAAAAUGGCAUGGGUGAGGCCUGUGGCUGGGUACCGGAAAACCUAACAGAUCAAAACUCGGUUGCAACCCGUCCCACUGCCGAUAUUACAUACACAAACCCUGUGGAUCACACAGCUGCGCCCAGCUUCAUACCUCAGCCGGCCUUCCUUGAGCAGAUUAGCUUUGGCACCAUGUCAUAUCAGCCAGAUGUGAUGGGCUCCUUUCCACGGCCAGAUGAUCAAACCUGGGCCCAGUCGCAGCGAAAUCAAGCACAAGAGCAGCAGCAGCAACAGUUGGUAUUCCCUGCAGAGGCACCGAUUGAUGGCUCCAAAUAUGCCACGAAUGACGAAACAAGCUACAUGUCGAUAUCACCAUCUUCGGCACCGCCAGAUUCGAGACAGGAUGGUCUUCCAUGGGGAAACACAUAUGCCGGGCCAACCCUUUACAGCCCAGAUUUGGAGGAUGUCACAUCUACACAGUCGCAACAGCUUUGGAUGGAACAUUAUGGGUCUCAGGGUGAUCCAUAUAAACGACCGUCGUUCGAGCAGCACGAUACGCACAUGCAGCAGUAAUAUACGGGAUCCUGUCCGCUCCCCCUAGCCAACCCAGUCAGGGCAGAAUUGAUAUAAGUGCCACGGGAGCUAGGGUGGUUUUGUAUAAGCAAUUCGGACAACCAAGCUGAACCUCGUAAUAAAUUUUGGCUUUUUGCAAUUUCAGUGUUACUUGACUUAGUUCAAAAAUACAAUCGGA